ACUGCAGCAAGACCACAGCAAUCAGCGACGACUUACAGACUCGUAACAGGACGUCGACCUUGAGGCAUGUUGGGCGUGUUCAAGGUGGCGAUCUUCUGUCUUGCAGCGCUGGUAUUACUGACCUUGCCGCAGGAUGUAAGCGCGUACUGCCCGAAUGGCUGCAACGCACAGGGAACUUGCGGCAAGAACGACAAAUGCACGUGCUACGAGCGACAGGAUCAGGAGACCGAGAGCAUCAAAUACCCGGCGUUCAAAGGCGCCGAUUGCUCGCUACGCACGUGUCCGUUUGGCGACGCGUGGGUCCAGGUUCCUACCGCAACGAACACUGCACAUUCGCUAGUCGAGUGCUCGAAUCGUGGGCUUUGUGACUACAACACGGGUCACUGCAUGUGCUUCGCAGGUUAUGAAGGCAAGGCCUGCGAGCGAACGGAGUGUCCGAAUGGCUGCAACGGCCGCGGCAUUUGCCUCACUCUGGCAGCUAUCAUUGCUGGUAGACCCACUCCGCCGGCAGCUACUGUCUACGCUGCAUGGGACGCCAACAAACACAUGGGCUGCUACUGUGAUCAGGGAUACCGCGGACCCGACUGCUCCCUCAAGGAAUGUCCCAGUGGCGACGACGUGUUGCUCGCCUUUGGCCAAAAGCAAGGGCGCGACUGUGGAGGGCGAGGCAAGUGCAACUACGAGUCGGGCGAGUGCGAGUGCUUCCCAGGUUACUACGGCACGGCGUGCGACUCACAGACCACCGUCAAUUAA
Phytophthora infestans T30-4 is the source of this 753-nucleotide messenger RNA. RefSeq lists its product as uncharacterized. The transcript has a single exon. Bases 67 to 753 code for a protein of 228 amino acids. The record is from RefSeq and is a predicted model, not a curated record. NCBI's taxonomy places the organism in Eukaryota, Oomycota, Peronosporomycetes, Peronosporales, Peronosporaceae.